UAACUCGUGCACCGUACAAAGUACCCGUACCGAACAUCGACUUGUACGGCACUUGUUUUCCAGUUCCCCAGACGCUUCAUAACUUUCUUUAAGGGGUUCACACUUACACACCUCAGCCGUCAGCCGAAACACCAAAAUGCGCUCUCCUCGAGGGCCCCCGUAACGUCUGGAAUCCCUAUAAAUAACUAUAAAUAACCGUCUGUUACAUUCAUCGGCGUUCUCCAUCACCGGCCCGUAUAUAAUCUCAACACUCCAGCUGUUUCCGAGUCGGUCGUGUGUUCGCUCUCUUUAUGUCUAUAUGGGGGAAGGAGCAAUCCGGGGGAUUUCCCAUCCAUGUCCCGGAGAUGUACCAGCUACAUAACUUCCACGAAAAUGCCACACAAAAGCCUCGCCAACCGUAAUAUACGGCUGCAUAUAACUGUCCCAAGGCAAUCGCAGGCAUAUCUGGGUUUCUUCAGCUGAACAAGGGCACCAUGCUCCCAAACAUCCACGACCACAUCACUCCAGACGCAACAAGCGCGAUGGGCGGUAACACAAGAAUCCAACUAUCCAACUCAAACCAACAAGCUGACGCGGCUAAUCCCUCUUAAUCCCCUCAAUUAAUGCCACAAUCCCUAAUAAUCUCAUCGCACGUGACCUAGCCUUAUCUUAAAGCCACAAGGAGGCCCCAUAUGAAGAGAUCCCACGCUAGUCCCCUUAGCAGCCUUAUAUUAUAGCCUUGAAAUUCAGGCCACCUCAACCCAAACAACCCGAACCACCUCUCCCAAAUGCCACUAGUUCCAAUCCACACUAGCCUCCAAUCUCAAUUCGAAGCUCCCGACUCAAAAUUAUAACGACAGCCUCCCCAACCAGGCCUCCCUCCCACGCCGGCCACCACACGCACGUCACCACUCACCAACCAUGCAGUCCGUGAUCCGCCGCACCCUCCUCGCCGAGAGGCAAGCCGCGCGGCGUCUCGUGAAGCGCCGCACGAAGAACCACCACGAGGAGAUGAAGACGCGGCGGGAGCACGAGCGCUUCGCGCAGAAGCAGGUUACGGGGGAUAUCAAGAAUGCCCGUUCCGCGCGACGUGAGGAUUACGACUUGGGUCCCCUGGCGCCGAGGCGUGAUGUAGGGUUGAAGAAGGAGACGUAUGGGACGAUUCAGACGAAUCGGUUGAAUGGGCCGAAGUUGACGAUGGAGGAGCGGUUGGCGGUUAAUCCGUCCGGGGGGAGGUUUGCGAAUAUUGUGGCGGGGGAUAGGGUGGUGGUGUUGGAGGGGAAGGAUAAGGGGAGGAUUGGGAAGGUGCAGAGUUUUGAUAGGGAGAAGCAGCAGAUUACUGUUGAGGGGAUGAAUAUGGUCGACGUCGCAAUCCCCAAAUGGAUGAUGUCCGCCCCCGAAUCCGACCAGCGCCCCGUCCGCAGCGUCGAGAAGCCCCUCUCCAUCGCCUCCGUCAAACUCGUCGUCCCCCUCCCCGACCCCGAGACAGGAAACGUCCGCGACGUCAUCGUCCGCGACAUCGUCAACAGCAAGAUCUACUUCAACAAAUCCGGGGGCGCGAAUUUCUACCGCAUGAUCGCCGGGCUGAACACCGUUAUUCCCUGGCCCAAGACGGCGCCGAAGGAACACCCUGAUCAUGACGUCGAUACGAUGCGUAUUGAUGUUGAGACGAAGACGUUCCUGCCGACGCUGCUGAAGCCGCCGAUGCCGGAUAGUGUGAUUGAUGAGCUGAGGAACAAGUUCUCCAUCUUCCGUACCCGUCACGAGGACGCGUAUCUCGAGGCGAAGGAGGCGGAGGAGGCGGCGAAGGAGGAGAGGAAGGCGAGUAUUAAGUUGAUGAGGACGCCGCUGAAUGAGGUCAAUAAGCGCGAGAGGACGAAGCGUAAGGCGCUUGGGAAGGGGGAGUUGACGGAGGAGAUGUUGGCAGGGAUUGGGGCGGUGAUUGCGAGGAAGAGGGGGGUGGCGUUGGAGGCGGCGGGGUUGGAGGCUGCGACGUUCUAGAGGGGCGUUUGAGAGAUGGAGAUUGUACAAAUAGGGGAAAAUUGCGCAUGUUGUAGUAGUAGUAGAGCGAGAGACUGUGAUGGUUGUGUAGUAGAGUGGGCAUUAUAGGCGUUUGCAUCUUCAUUUGUCAAAUCUAUAUAUGUACAACAAUACAAUCGCAUUAUACA
This is a messenger RNA of Pseudogymnoascus verrucosus, 2147 nucleotides long. RefSeq lists its product as uncharacterized. NCBI's taxonomy places the organism in Eukaryota, Fungi, Ascomycota, Leotiomycetes, Thelebolales, Thelebolaceae. The transcript is spliced from 2 exons. Gene Ontology annotation, biological process: translation. Gene Ontology annotation, molecular function: structural constituent of ribosome; RNA binding. Gene Ontology annotation, cellular component: mitochondrion; ribosome. The coding region runs from base 901 to 1980 and encodes 359 amino acids. The record is from RefSeq and is a predicted model, not a curated record.